Apus apus (common swift) is the source of this 4522-nucleotide messenger RNA. It is a transcript of the gene ASPH, whose product is annotated as aspartate beta-hydroxylase. Lineage: Eukaryota; Metazoa; Chordata; Aves; Apodiformes; Apodidae. Bases 350 to 2686 code for a protein of 778 amino acids. The record is from RefSeq and is a predicted model, not a curated record. Gene Ontology annotation, molecular function: protein binding; peptidyl-aspartic acid 3-dioxygenase activity. Gene Ontology annotation, cellular component: endoplasmic reticulum; membrane. Gene Ontology annotation, biological process: peptidyl-aspartic acid hydroxylation. The transcript has 30 exons.
GGGGCCGCGGGGCGCUCCCGCACGCGGGUCCCAGGUGGCGGCGGCAGCACCGGCCUCGCUCCGGCCCCGCCCCCGCCGCUCCGGCCCCGCUCCCGCCGCGCGCGCAGCCGCCGCCGCCGCCCGCCCCUUCCCGCCGCCCGGCAGGAGCUGCCAUGGCCUCGCGCAAGAGCUCCCGCGGCGCGGGCGGCAGCCCCAGCCCCGGCUCCAGGAGAGAGAACUUGAGCUGUGAAGUUCUGAUUUACUCCAAGUGAUUAUUUCCUGAUGAAGAUCACAAGCUGAGACUAAGCAUGGAGGAAGCAAGAAUGGAAAGAAAGAAGGCCUCUCUGGAAGCUCUUUUUUCACCUGGUUUAUGGUAAUUGCGUUGCUGGGAGUAUGGACAUCAGUAGCAGUUGUUUGGUUUGAACUUGUAGAUUAUGAAGAAGUUCUAGCCAAAGCAAAGGAUUUCCGUUAUAACUUGUCAGAGGUCCUACAAGGCAAGCUUGGGAUGUAUGAUGCUGAUGGAGAUGGAGAUUUUGAUGUGGAAGAUGCUAAAGUGUUGCUAGGUGAGGAGCCAGGAGGGGUAGCCAAGAAAAAAACUAAAGUCAAAGGCCUUAAAGAAAGAUCUGUCCCAGCACAGCCAGCUUCACCAGAAUCUGAUGAGACGAUCCAGUCUGCAGAGAAGUCGUAUGUCGAAUCAGAAGUCAAGAAUGCUGACAUAGACAUGGAAGAGGAAAUUCAGUCUGUUCUUCACGAGGCUCUCCAUUCCCACCCUGGAGAGAGGCAUGAAGAUGUAGAUCAAAGUAUAAAUGAUCAGUGGCAAGUGAAGGAAGAAAUACAUGGAGAAACUCUUGAAGCUCCUACAACAGAUGACUUGCUCAAAGAAUUAGAAAAUGAAAUGCAAGAAGCUUAUGAGACACCCGAUUCAAUUCAGAAAGAUGCUGAUCUUUUGGCAGAAGAUCUUGGAGCAGUGGAGCCUGAACCAUAUGAAGCUCCAGUUUCAUAUGAAUUUGAUGUGGAAGUAGAAAAUACAGUAAGCGAUCCAGAAGCUCCAGGUGACCCUGAGAUAAUGCUAGAAGAUGCUAUGGAAUAUUAUUUAGAGGAUAAAGUGCAAGACGAUUAUAAUGAAGACAAUGAACCAAAACAUGAUACACAUGAUAAGACUGACACUCAAGAUACAGCUGUUGAGGACCUUCCAGAGGAGGAGAAUGAAGCUACAGAGCCAGAUGAAAAUAUUGAAGAUUUUGAUACUGAUAAAGAGCUGCCAGUAGAAAGUAAGCAUACAGAAGAGGCUGUCUCUACUGAACCGGAGCAAUCAGAAAUGCCUGUUGAAGCUGAGGAUUAUUCAAAUGCUGAUCUAGUGGGGAAAAGUGAAAAAGAAACUGAACAAGACAAAACAGAAAAAGCUCAAAGGAAGAAGAAGCCAAAGCUCUUAAACAAGUUUGAUAAGACCAUUAAAGUUGAACUAGAUGCUGCAGAAAAACUACGUAAAAAAGGAAAAGUUGAAGAAGCUCUAAAGGCCUUUGAAGCAUUAGUGAAUCAAUAUCCACAGAGUCCUCGAGCAAGAUACGGGAAAGCACAGUCUGAAGAUGACUUAGCUGAGAAAAUGAGAAGUAAUGAGAUGCUGCAAAAAGCCAUCAACACCUAUGAUGAGGUGGUUAGUCUGCCAAAUGUCCCUUCAGAUCUGAUAAAACUGAGCUUGAAACGAGAAGCAGACAGACAGCAGUUUCUUGGUCGCAUGAGAGGUUCCCUGAUUACUCUACAGAAAUUAGUUCAGCUGUUUCCCAGUGAUACUUCAUUCAAGAAUGACCUUGGUGUUGGUUACCUCUUGAUAGGAGAUAACAACAGUGCCAAGAAAGUAUAUGAAGAGGUUCUAAGCCUCAUGCCAAAUGAUGGCUUUGCUAAAGUACAUUAUGGCUUCAUCCUGAAGGCAGAAAACAAGAUUGCAGAGAGCAUACCCUAUCUAAAGGAAGGACUAGAGUCUGGUGACCCUGGCACAGAUGAUGGACGCUUUUAUUUUCAUCUGGGUGAUGCCAUGCAGAGAAUGGGAGACAAAGAGGCAUACAAGUGGUAUGAACUUGGAUACCAAAGAGGUCACUUUGCAUCAGUUUGGCAGCGCUCCCUCUACAACGUUAAGGGACUGAAAGCUCAACCAUGGUGGACUGCAAGGGAAACUGGUUAUACUGAACUGGUGAAGUCCUUAGAAAAAAACUGGAAGCUCAUUCGGGAUGAGGGGCUUGCUGUGAUGGAUAAAAAAAGAGGCCUCUUCUUGCCUGAAGAUGAGAAUCUACGAGAAAAAGGAGACUGGAGCCAGUUUACCUUAUGGCAACAAGGAAGAAAAAAUGAGAAUUCGUGUAAAAGUGUUCCAAAAACUUGCACUUUAUUGGAAAGAUUCCCGGAAGCUACUGGCUGUAGAAGAGGGCAGAUCAAAUAUUCUAUCAUGCACCCGGGGACUCAUGUUUGGCCUCACACCGGGCCCACCAAUUGUCGCCUAAGGAUGCAUUUGGGCUUGGUGAUACCUAAGGAAGGCUGCAGAAUUCGGUGUGCCCAAGAGAACAGAACCUGGGAAGAAGGGAAAGUUCUUAUUUUUGAUGACUCUUUUGAACAUGAAGUAUGGCAAGAUGCUAAAACUUACCGCCUGAUAUUCAUUGUGGAUGUGUGGCACCCUGAGUUGACAGCACAAGAGAGACGCACCCUUCCUGCUAUUUAAGAGGUUACUUCUGAUGUGAAAGGCAGGGUAGUUUUAAUCCCUUUGGAAUAUGCCAACAGGAUUUGCUUAUCCAGCAUAUGAAGACUUACAAGUAUUCUAAGAGUUAGGAGACAUAAGGAUGAUAUUCUACAAGCACGGAGGACUUGAUUUAGAAAAGAAAAGAAAAGAAAAGAAAAGAAAAGAAAAGAAAAGAAAAGAAAAGAAAAGAAAAGAAAAGAAAAGAAAAGAAAAGAAAAGAAAAGAAAAGAAAAGAAAAGAAAAGAAAAGAAAAGAAAAGAAAAGAAAAGAAAAGAAAAGAAAACCAUUAUUUUUUCAUACUGAUACAGCACUGAUACGAUUUUUUUUUUUUCUGGCUGCAAGUUUGAAAAUAAAAAUCUUGUCAGCCAAAGAGCAAUAGGUCUGGAUUUUCAAGCUGAGGAAUGUGCAGAUGCUUUUGUCAUGUCUGUAUUAUGUGUACAAAACUGGUUACCUGCUCAGCCAUGUUCAGGCAUGAGAUUUGUAAUUCUACAUCUGGGAGAUACUUCCCAGGCUUUUAUUUGGGAAGCAACAUGUAAGAUAUUUACAAACAUAUGCACAAAACCAACUUUGAAAAUCAGUAUGCAGUUGUAAUGUUAGCUGCUUAAGGCAUAGAACAUGUCCCUGUGUUGCCAACUGUAGAUAAUGUGAAUGGAUUAUGUAUGGUUUGUAUUUUUUUCUACCUGAGUAACUGUAUUUUUCUAGCAUAAUUAUGAACAAAUCUUUAAUCAACCACUAUUUUAAAAAAUAUUAUAUAUAUGUAAGUGCAUGUUUAGCUAUCAGCAGAAGGAAAACACUAUGUAUUUCAUUUUUACCAAGCGUGGCCUUCUCUCACCUUCCUGGAAAUGCAAACCAAAACUUGCAUAAUCAGCUGCUUAGUGAACCUUUGUUCUGCUAAAACAAAAAUAGUUCUCUUAGUUAGCAGGCAGCCUUCAGUUUUACAAUGUGAUUUUGGAAGAUGCUGAGCGAAUGUGACGUCUGUAGGCUCAGAUCUGAAAGUGCUUGACAGUUCUUAGGACCAUGUGGUGAACUGCUGUUUCUCCUGUCUUUACAAAGGCUUGUGUUGUGAUAUCCAUUUUCUACCCAGCAAGAGUCUAAGGCACCUCCUUCCAGGGGCUCCUUCUAGGCUGUCCUUGGGUGGUCAUUCAGCAGAAAAAACACAUGAAGAAUUUUUCAUGCUUUGGGCAGAGGACAAGGUCUGACUUGGUUUCCUGCCAGAAUGCAGAACAGACAAAGGGCUUCAUGUUAUUAAGUUGUAUUAACUUCUGCUGCCAGUAUCCUACAGGGUGAUAGAAUGUUUCUUUAAUUGACCUAAUGGUGUUUUCCUUGUCUUGAUUUCUAUGACAUAAUGCUGAAAUCAUCUUAUCCCAGUACUGUUGACACUAUGCUCUGUAUUGGCGGUACAGGAUUCACUGUAUGAUAAAAAGGCCUUAUUUUCAAGAAAGAAAACUUGUUGGAUAUUUAGACAGUUGGCUGGUCUUUUGGGUCUGAACUGUUUAAUGGUAGGACCUUACACUGUUUACGUCUAAGAACACUAAAAGGAAAGAGAGACCUGAGGUUUUACUGGUGAUGUUUAUGGCUGGCUGUUAUCUAUUCACCUGCAAAACCAGCUGGGUGUGGAUAGGUGUGCUAGGAUGCUCAGGGCUUGUCAGGAGCAGGGGCAUCAUUUCUGAGGGUUUUGAGAGACAAACACUAAGUGAGGAGACACUGACGUUACUUCAUCUCCACAGCUUUGGCUUUGUUGUCCAAAAGAACCUGAACAAUCAUCUUAUUUGUUUAAUGUUCAGUGGUUUGGUACUGCAGAGACUAUGUCUCUGUACC